Molecule: messenger RNA, 1254 nt
Organism: Sipha flava (yellow sugarcane aphid)
Lineage: Eukaryota; Metazoa; Arthropoda; Insecta; Hemiptera; Aphididae
Product: clavesin-2-like
Exons: 6
Coding region: 329-1189 (286 amino acids)
Cellular component (GO): membrane
Molecular function (GO): phosphatidylinositol bisphosphate binding
Source: RefSeq, a predicted model, not a curated record
UAGCGGAUUACAGGAGUCGUGGCUGCUAAUCGUUGACAGUAGCAGCAACAGUUAUCAGUUCUGAUAACAAAUUGUCGUUUGUUCGUUACUGUCCAUAAUACAAUAGAACUUCUCAUCGUGCCGCUUGAGAACACAGCUCACAUUAUGUGAUGUCUUCAGCAGGAAAUUAACGAAAAACGUGAAGACAUCUUUUUGUGACCAAACACGUCGUCAAAUUCGCGAACCUCUGUGACUUGUAUAGCCCGUUAUUAGCAAAACACACAGUAUCAUUCUUUAUCGCAACACACUUAUGCUGCAUCCAUUGUUCCAUACCCAUCCGUGAAUUAAAAUGGCUGAAUAUGCUGAGUAUCAACAACAUAACAUGGAUAACAUAUUGCACAAAAACUGUGGUGUUGACUUAUUCCCACGUCCCUGUCACAACCCAACUAAGAAAAAUACACAAGCCGAAGCUUUGUCAAAACUAAAAAAGUUGCUCAUGACUCAUGGAUUUGCCUUUUUAGCUGAAAAAGACAAAGAAGCAUUUAUAACCAUGUUCUUAUAUGCACGAAAAAUGAAUGAAAAUCAAGCAUUAAUUUUGAUACAAAAUUAUUAUCAAUUCAGAAAGGAACACAAUUUAUGGUUUUGUCGGUUGGAACCUUAUGAUCCAAAAAUACAAAUGGCUAUUCAAGAUGGUUUCCCUUCUGUAUUGCCAAAUUUGGAUCGUCGGAGCCGUCGUGUUCUUUUUAUGGUUUGCUCUCAAUGGAAUACUGAACGUUAUUGUUUAUUAACUAUAUACCGUGCAUUACUAGUAUCUCUGGAACAUUUGAUCAAAGAAGUAAAUAAUCAGUAUAAUGGUUUUGUAUUCAUUGUUGAUUGGACCAACUUCACUGCUCGUCAGGCAAUGAAUAUCAGUCCGAGAUUGUUACAUGUAAUGCUUCAAGGGUUGCAAGACUGUUUUCCAGCAAAAAUAAAAGCUGUUCAUUUUAUUAACCAACCAUGGUAUAUUGAUGGUCUCAUGUCUGUUAUUAAACCAUUUUUAAAAGAAAAAACAAAAAAUAAGAUAAUUAUGCAUGGUCUGAAUUUGAACACACUACAUGAAUACUUUCCAAAAGAUAUUCUACCUUCAGAACUAGGUGGUGAACAGCCUCCAUAUGAUUCAAGAAUCUGGCUGAAGAGUCUUUUGGGAUCUUCAUUGGGAGUUGAUUUAUAGGUAUUAUUAUUUUUUAUUCAACUACAAAUUGCUGCACAUUUAUAUUAUUUUUUAAUGAAAGAAUU